Molecule: messenger RNA, 1194 nt
Organism: Cicer arietinum (chickpea)
Lineage: Eukaryota; Viridiplantae; Streptophyta; Magnoliopsida; Fabales; Fabaceae
Cellular component (GO): nucleus
Source: RefSeq, a predicted model, not a curated record
UUUUACUGGCCCAGCCACCACAAAGCCAAACAUCAAACAUCAAAGCCGUUUUGUUCAGCCUCCUUCUCGCCGCCUCACCCUCACACUCUCGCCGCCUAGCCUCACUAUCACUCUCGUCCAUUCUCGAGCUGUUCAUUGUUUCAAUUGCUCGUAAGCUUGUUAAUUAAUCUUCCAACAAUGGAGAAAAACGAUCGGGAAUGCAAUAAUAAUCACGAAGAGAAGAAGAAACGAACGAUAAUGAUGAAGAAUAAGAAGAGGAACAUUUCGAGGUUAGGUGGAAGGGGCCUUUCGCUUGAUGUUUUCGCAAAUGCCAAAUCUAACAACAGUCGAUACAAUCCUGCUCUUAUAAAGAAGCAAAGAGAGUUCAACAAGAAUGCUAAGCAUGUGCAGAAGUUUAAGAAGUUGCUAAAGCAGCAAAACCAGCAGAAUGAACCCUCUGUGGCCCAGAGACAUAUUGAGAGUUUGAAUGAAACUGGAGGGGACAAGGACAAUAAUGAGAGGAGGAAGAGGAAGAAGGACAGUGCUUUUAGUUUGGAAGAAUUAUACAAGAAGACACAUGAAGAAAAAGAGAAAGAACGAAUGGAGAAAGAAGCAUUUUUCAAGGAGAAGAAGGAACAGAGAGAAAAAGCCGAAGCUCGCAGAAAAGGUAUACGCGAAAAAAUGCUUAAGAAGACACGGAAAGGACAGCCUGUUAUGAAAUACAGAAUUGAACAUCUUUUGGAGACUAUUCAAGGCUCAACUAAAAAUGCAGCUGGCAACAAUUCCUGACUACUGGAGUAGGGAAGGGAACAUCAACAUCCCUUGAAUUUUAUCAGGAUGAUACUGUUUUCACGCAGCUGUUAUUCAUCAGAAGUCUGUUGCCGACAUUGAGUUACUGUCUUCAUCAGUGUCGUGGUUGUAUCAAAUUUUGUACCUAAGCUGAUAUCAGUAAUUGUUGCAAUCUCCAUACAGUGUGCGUAACUGUGUAUAAGGUUUUUGUGCUAUAUAGGAACAGUUCAGGAUUGAGGUCAAUGACAUUUAUAUUGUAAACUUUCUGUUGUUAGUUGAGUACUCAAUGUGCAACUAGUCGUUCUGUACUAUUCAAUAUAAACAACAUUCAAAGAGACAAGAAAGGUAUGAUGAUAGCUGCAUCGAAGUUUUCUUUCUUGGAUCUCACGUGUGAGUUUAUAAUAAAAAUUUCACUGGUAAUUUCAA